Molecule: messenger RNA, 1251 nt
Organism: Talaromyces atroroseus
Lineage: Eukaryota; Fungi; Ascomycota; Eurotiomycetes; Eurotiales; Trichocomaceae
Product: Acyl-CoA desaturase
Exons: 4
Coding region: 1-1251 (416 amino acids)
Biological process (GO): unsaturated fatty acid biosynthetic process
Cellular component (GO): endoplasmic reticulum membrane
Molecular function (GO): iron ion binding; stearoyl-CoA 9-desaturase activity; heme binding
Source: RefSeq, a predicted model, not a curated record
AUGGCGGAAAAUCAACCGAAAAGUUCAAAGCCACAUAUCAGUGAGCAGCCUGUCACGCUGGGCAACUGGCAUCAGCAUGUCAACUGGAUCAACACGACUCUCAUAUUGAUUGUUCCUAUAUCUGGCUGUAUCGCCGUCUUUUGGACCCCCCUCAGAUUGCCUACCGCUGCUUGGGCGGUUAUCUAUUAUUUCUGGACUGGGCUUGGGAUUACCGCUGGCUACCACAGACUCUGGGCACACCGUUCAUAUCAAGCAGGUCUACCACUCCGCAUCUUCCUGGCCUGCGUGGGCGGUGGUGCCGUGCAAGGUUCCAUUCGCUGGUGGAGCAGCAAGCACAGGGCGCAUCACCGAUGGACUGAUACCAAUAAAGACCCGUAUAGUGUCAACAAGGGUAUCUGGUACUCGCACUUUAUGUGGAUGAUAUUGAAGCAGAAUCCAAAGAACCGUGGGCGCACAGAUAUUUCAGAUCUAAAUCACGAUCCUGUCGUUGUUUGGCAGCACAAUCACUAUGGAGCGUUUAUAUUGGUAUUUGGAAUGCUGUUCCCAAUGCUCAUUGCUGGAUUAGGCUGGGGGGAUUGGAAAGGAGGUUUAGUAUACGCGGGGAUUCUCCGCUUCCUCUUCGUUCAGCAGGCAACAUUUUGCGUCAACUCGCUUGCUCACUGGCUUGGAGAGCAGCCCUUUGAUGAUAGGAACUCUCCCCGGGACCACGUUGUCACUGCGCUCGUCACUCUCGGCGAAGGCUACCAUAAUUUCCAUCACGAGUUUCCGUGCGACUACCGUAACGCAAUUGAAUGGUGGCAGUACGAUCCUACUAAAUGGUCGAUCUGGGCGUGGAAGCAACUCGGCCUAGCCACAAACCUGAAGCAAUUCCGCGCCAAUGAAAUCGAAAAGGGCCGUGUUCAACAACUACAAAAGAAACUGGACCAGCAAAGAGUCAGGCUGGACUGGGGUGUCCCGCUUGAGCAAUUGCCGGUGAUGGGGUGGUCUGAUUUCGUCGCUGAGGCCAAAGACGGGAAAGCUCUUAUUGCCAUCGCCGGCGUGGUUCACGAUGUCACGAAAUUUGUCAAGGAGCACCCUGGUGGGAAGCUGAUUAAAUCUGCUAUUGGCAAGGAUGCUACGGCAAUGUUCAAUGGAGGUGUCUACAAUCACACCAAUGCCGCCCACAAUCUUCUCUCUACAAUGCGUGUUGGUGUUAUUCGUGGAGGUGGUGAAGUAGAAAUUUGGAAGCCGCACGAGAGCAGAAAGGCCUAA